Trichomonas vaginalis G3 is the source of this 321-nucleotide messenger RNA. RefSeq names its product kinase C-related family. The transcript has a single exon. The record is from RefSeq and is a predicted model, not a curated record. NCBI's taxonomy places the organism in Eukaryota, Parabasalia, Trichomonadida, Trichomonadidae. The annotation marks the transcript as partial.
CCAGCUCCUGUCAAAAAUAGCAUUUGGUCAAGUCCUUAUAUAAAAUAUGGUCUCCCACUAGGUUUGCUAGCUACAGCAGGAGCAGUAAUGAUGUUGAAAAGAAAUAAAGCAAAUGUUGUAAAUAAUACUGAAGUAGCUGAAGUUAAACAAACUCCGACACCUUCGCCAAAACCAACACCUUCACAAGCAAAACCUUCAAUGACUCCUGAACCUAUGGAAUUACAAACUCCUGUUCAAAAGUCAACUCCAAAACCGACUCCAACAUUUAAACCAGAACCUACACCACAAAUAAAUCGUAAAACCCCUGUGUUUCCUUACUGA